Messenger RNA from Myzus persicae (green peach aphid), 1399 nucleotides. RefSeq lists its product as uncharacterized. Lineage: Eukaryota; Metazoa; Arthropoda; Insecta; Hemiptera; Aphididae. The transcript is spliced from 5 exons. The coding region runs from base 374 to 1285 and encodes 303 amino acids. The record is from RefSeq and is a predicted model, not a curated record.
UAUUAUCUAUGUAUACUAUGUAGUUAUUUCUAUCAUGCCACAGAUAAUAUAAAAUAUUUUUAUUUAAUCUGUGGUUACCAUCUUAAAUCGUGCUGACUACUGAGUGCUGAGUGCAGCUGAGAGGCGAGAGCUGACCACGUCUUGGGAGUUGGGACUUCUAAAGUUCUAAAAGUUUAUCUGUGACAUCAUUCCUGUUAUUUAGUCAUGGUUCCCGGUUUCCAUCGGCCACCAUUAAGAUAGAAAAUUUUAUUUUUUAUCUUUAAUGCUUGGUGUUUAAUGUUUUUUUUAUCAUUUUGCUGAGUAUUGAAAGAGAGUAAUAUUUUAUACUUCUAGUUAUUUGAACGAGAUGCUUUUCACAUAAUACAUUUUAAAAAUGGUUAAGUGCUGUUAUGUACCAGGGUGUACUACUGGUAACGCUUCAUACGUCAGACAACAAAAAGCAAAUGGCUUAAAAAAUAAAAGUUUAUUUAAACCACCCAAAAAUAAGGAGCUUUUAGCAAAAUGGAAUAAAGCUAUACCCCGAAAAGACAAAGUUCUCACAGAAAGCUCUUAUGUUUGUGAAUUGCAUUUUGAAGAGAAUGAUGUUCUAUUUUAUGAUGAGACUAUUUUAUGGGAUGGAACAGUCAAUAAACUAAAAAGAAUUAGACCUAUAUUAAGAGCUGGAGCAGUUCCGUGUAUAUUUCCUAAUCUUCCAUUUUAUUUAACAAAACAUAACAAGAUAAGAAAACCUCCUCGAGAAAGGUCUUUAUGUAUCGAUAAAAAGUUAUCUAAACCAAGUCAAUCUCGUUCAGAUACAGGUGAAAUGAGAUGCCCUGAAAAUAUCUACCAAGAAUUUUCUUUUCAGUAUUUAAAAGAAAACCUUAACCAACUAGAAAAACCCGAUAGUAAAUGGAUUUUUAAAUCAAAGGAUGAUGAAGUAGUGCUUGUGAGAUGUAAUUGUGGAUCUUCAAAAAAAAUAACAAUUUCAAAUAGCUUAAUAGCAAAAAUUUUUUUUAGUGAUGUUGAAGUUAUAUUUGACAACAUUAUUAAUACAGUUUUAUCGAGCAUGAAUGAUACAAAUAAGUUAUUGAAAAAUAUUCAUUCUUUAAUAGAAUGCAAAGGAAUGAUGACAUCAGAAAAUAUCAUUACCAGAUCUAUCACAUGCCAGGGAUAUGUUGAAAAACGUCUAGGACAACGUGGCCGUAUGAGUAAUUAUUGUUUUGACUGCAGGGUAGCUCGAAAAAAAAUGGCUGAUAGUUUGAGAAAAAAAUUAUCCAAACUUGGUUAUGAAGUACAAAAUAUAUAGAAAUCACUAUAUUAUUUAAGAAAAUCAUAUGACUUUAGAAAUAAGGUUAGUUAACACUACUUAAAAUAUUGUACUAUAUAAUGGUCUAAAGACCCUUAAAUGUGUAAAAAAAAA